AUGCCUUAUCCAGUGAUACAAUCACACCUAGAUGGGGAAAUGUCUAAUAAGAAAUGGUUAAGAGACUGUAAUUUUGUAAACUACCUAUUACGUAUCCUCUCCCUCGUUUUGAUUCUUCCCUUAGCAUCUCACUCUUACAUCAAAGACUCAAUAUCACCUACAUUCGCGUUUUUCCACGUCGAAACUCCUCUAUGCAUCCCAUUACCAGCAUCGCCACACUUCCGCCCGUCCGUGUCCAACUGCCCUGCUGAAUCAAGCACUACCUUUGGUAGGCAUAAAGAAUACGAGAGCCUGGCACACGCCCAAGAUCCGCUUUGGGACGACCUAAUCCCUCAAAACGGCGGGUUUCUGAUUCUUCCAUCUGCACACGGCGAGUUGAACCAAUACAAUGUUAGCAUGUUCCACCAGCUGCACUGCCUCGCUAUGAUCCGAAGCGUUGUGCAAGGGCUGCAAGAAAAGACCGAUCCCGCGCGCAUCCACGUGCGUCACGACCAUGGGCAUGGAGACCCUGAAGCUGGAAUAAGUGAUAAGCAUUGGCAACAUUGCCUCGAUUAUCUACGUCAAAGAAUCCUUCGCAAUGCCAACCCGACCAUCGAAGAACCAAGGAUUAAUUCAGCAAGGGAAAAAUUUAUUAAUGGAAUGGUGGAGCGUCAAUGUCAUGGCCCCAACGUUCUCUUCGCUGCGAGUGUCGAGUCUUUUUGGUAUGCCAAUGAAGAGAUUCGAACUGGUAGAAGGAAAUUUCUGUAUCACGAUUGAUUGAAAUUUCGUAUAUAAACAUGUCAACCCAACUACAAUUCUUUGUCGCCAUCAAGAGCUCUCCAGAAUUUGUUCUCGGUCUCUU
Messenger RNA from Bipolaris maydis ATCC 48331, 841 nucleotides. RefSeq lists its product as uncharacterized. NCBI's taxonomy places the organism in Eukaryota, Fungi, Ascomycota, Dothideomycetes, Pleosporales, Pleosporaceae. Gene Ontology annotation, biological process: mycotoxin biosynthetic process. The record is from RefSeq and is a predicted model, not a curated record.